Molecule: messenger RNA, 672 nt
Organism: Rhodamnia argentea
Lineage: Eukaryota; Viridiplantae; Streptophyta; Magnoliopsida; Myrtales; Myrtaceae
Product: 50S ribosomal protein 5 alpha, chloroplastic-like
Exons: 2
Coding region: 60-521 (153 amino acids)
Source: RefSeq, a predicted model, not a curated record
GUCAAAUCUUCUCGUCUCGUUGGUCGGUCGGACAACCUUCGUGCUCCCAUCGGAAGACCAUGUCUCUGAUCGGCUCGACGACAUCCCUCAAAUCAACCUCUCUCGCUCUCCUUCCUUCUUCCACUUCGUCGUCCCCUUCCUCUCGCGCCUCCUCUCUUCCUGCCACUACUCCUCCUUCGUCAUCGCUAUCAUUGUUGAAUGCGGAACCCAGUCAUUGUCAUCUGAAUUACGUCCGAGCACUUGGUGCCAGGAUGAUCUCGCCUGCCAAGAGAAGGGUUGUGAUGCUAAUCAAGCCAACGGACGUUGGAGAGACUGCUCAGGAUGAUGGAGAGUAUUGCUUGGACACUGAUUUGGAUUCUCUCCCGUUUGACACAUGUUGGUUGGAGGCCAAGCUUCAGCUGAAGCUUGACCAGAAAAUGAGGAUGAAAGUGCCGAAGAGGAUAAGGCUCCGGAGGAAAAAGCUUGUCCGCAAGAGGAGAAUGAGGAAGAGAGGUCGGUGGCCGCCCUCGAAGAUGAAGUAGUUGACUGAUUUUUUGAACUCCAUUUUGGUUUCUGCGCCUUCUAUGCCAAAUUCGGGAGCAAUGCUUUUAUCGACAUUCAUGUCUUGUUCAUAGAGUACUUACAAUCGAAGCCUGAUUAGUAUAGGUAAAAUCUGUCCAUUCUUUUCUUGCU